Molecule: messenger RNA, 2866 nt
Organism: Ficedula albicollis (Collared flycatcher)
Lineage: Eukaryota; Metazoa; Chordata; Aves; Passeriformes; Muscicapidae
Gene: LOXL2
Product: lysyl oxidase like 2
Exons: 16
Coding region: 7-2613 (868 amino acids)
Biological process (GO): peptidyl-lysine oxidation
Cellular component (GO): membrane
Molecular function (GO): copper ion binding; protein-lysine 6-oxidase activity
Source: RefSeq, a predicted model, not a curated record
CUGAAAAUGAGAAGAUCCCAAAUUUUCCCCUCCAACCACUGCCUGCUGCUGCUGCUGCUGGCCCAGCUGAGCUGUGCCCAGUACGAGCACUGGCCAUACCUGCCUGGCUACCCCGAACCAGCCCCCCAGGUGUUCCAGCCCCCCCAGAGAGCCCCAAACGUCCCCAAAAUCCAGCUGAGGCUGGCAGGGCAGAAGAGGAAGCACAACGAGGGCAGGGUGGAGGUGUUCUACAGCGGGGAGUGGGGCACCGUGUGCGACGACGACUUCUCCAUCCACGCCGCCCACGUGGCCUGCAGGGAGCUGGGGUACGUGGAGGCCGUGUCCUGGCUGCCAGGCUCCAAGUAUGGAAAAGGAGAAGGGAAGAUCUGGCUGGACAACGUGCACUGCACGGGCAGGGAGAGCAGCCUGGCCGCCUGCGGCUCCAACGGCUGGGGCGUGAGCGACUGCAAGCACAGCGAGGACGUGGGUGUGGUGUGCAGCGAGAAGAGGAUCCCUGGCUUCAAGUUUGACAACUCCCUGAUUAAUCAAAUUGAGAACAUGAACAUCCAGGUGGAGGACAUCCGCAUCCGCGCCAUCCUGGCCACCUACCGCAAGCGGGUCCCGGUCACCGAGGGCUACGUGGAGGUGAAGGACGAGGGCAGCUGGAAGCAGAUCUGCGACAAGCACUGGACCAUGAAGAACUCCCGGGUGGUGUGCGGGAUGUUCGGCUUCCCCAGCGAGAGGAAGUACAACGCCAACGUCUACAAGGGCUUAAAUCCAGUCCAGGGGGGGUCUCGAGGCAUCCAGGGGAGCACCCUGGACUCGCAGGGUGACGUCCGCAAUGACAUCUACGUCACCCUGAUCCAGGGCGAGUUCGACAAAGGCAAGAAGAAAACGCCCAAGAACGUCGAGGUCACCAUGUCUGUGCACGACGAGGACGGGAACCUGCAGGAGAAAGCCAUCCACCCCGGGGCUGGCUACGAGGGAGUCUCGGAGUACAAGUCUGUGGUUUAUUACCAGGUCAAGCAGCCCUGCUGGUACGAGACUGUCAAGGUACUGACGAGGAAAUGCCCCGGGGGGAGGCUGGGAGAACACGGGGAGCUCGCAAAGCUGGGCUCGCUUAGUCUAGAGAGGAGGAGAGCGCCGAGCAGGGCGGAAAAAUCCCAGGAGGUUCCAAAAUGUUUCCAGAAAUGCUGGAAAACGAGGCUGGGAUUGGUCGUGCCCAGUGUCAGGGGCAGGGAAAGGACGAAACAAGCGGCAAACAGGAGCGUGCAGCCCCUGGUGAGGCUGAAAGGAGGAGCCAACACGGGGGAAGGCCGGGUGGAGGUGCUGAAGAACGGCGAGUGGGGCACGGUGUGCGACGACAACUGGAACCUGGUGUCGGCCAGCGUGGUGUGCCGCGAGCUGGGCUUCACCACACAGAAGGAGUUUUUUACCUUUUUCUCUCCUUUUCCCCAAGGAAUGGGUCCCAUCCACCUGAACGAGAUCGACUGCACGGGCUUUGAGAAGUCGGUCACGGACUGCAAGUUCAACACCGAGUCCCAGGGCUGCAACCACGAGGAAGAUGCUGCUGUGAGGUGCAACGUGCCAGCCAUGGGCUUCCAGAACCAGCUCCGCCUGAGCGGGGGGCGCAACCCCUACGAGGGGCGUGUGGAGGUGCUGGCCGAGCGCAACGGGACCCUGCGCUGGGGCACGGUCUGCAGCCACAACUGGGGCACCGUGGAGGCCAUGGUGGUGUGCAGGCAGCUGGGGCUGGGCUUUGCCAGCCACGCCUUCCAGGAAACGUGGUACUGGCACGGGGACGUCAGCGCCGACGACGUGGUGAUGAGCGGGGUCAAGUGCUCGGGGACAGAGAUGUCCCUGUCCCACUGCCGGCACGACGGGGCGCACGUGUCCUGCCCCAGGGGAGGGGGACGCUUCGGGGCCGGCGUGUCCUGCUCGGAGACCGCCCCUGACCUGGUGCUGAACGCGGAGCUGGUGGAGCAGACGGCGUACCUGGAGGACAGGCCCAUGUUCCUGCUGCAGUGCGCCCUGGAGGAGAACUGCCUGGCCAGCUCGGCCCACAACACCUCGCUGGCCUCGGGCUACCGGCGCCUGCUGCGCUUCUCCUCCCAGAUCCACAACAACGGCCAGUCCGACUUCCGGCCCAAGAACGGGCGCCACGCCUGGGUGUGGCACGACUGUCACCGGCACUACCACAGCAUGGAGGUGUUCACCCACUACGACCUGCUGAACCUCAACGGCACCAAGGUGGCCGAGGGACACAAGGCCAGCUUCUGCCUGGAGGACACGGAAUGCGAGGCAGAUGUGCAGAAACAGUACGAGUGUGCCAAUUUUGGGGAGCAGGGGAUCACGGUUGGCUGCUGGGACGUUUACAGGCACGACAUCGACUGCCAGUGGAUCGACAUCACCGACGUGCCCCCCGGGGAUUACCUCUUCCAGGUCGUGAUCAACCCCAACUACGAGGUGGCAGAGUCGGAUUAUUCCAACAACGUCAUGAAAUGCCGGAGCCGCUACGACGGGCAGCGCAUCUGGAUGUACAACUGCCACAUAGGCGGUUCCUUCAGCGAGGAGACGGAGCAGAAAUUCGACCACUUCAGGGGACUCACAAAUAACAACGUGUCCGCCCGGUAGAAUUCCCACUAAUUUAAGGAAGCCAGGACUCCUGCUCCGGCCCUUCCCGAACCACUGCACCCCCAGGACGUCGAGCCUCAACCAAACUCUGAAUUCCAGGAUCGCUCCUGAAAAGAAAAAAACGCCUCUCCCUUCCCAGUUUAGGUGCUCAGGCCACCCCUCGGUGCCUCCUGCGAUUCCAGCUCUCAGCUCUGGCUCUUCACCACUCCAAAGAUUCCUCCUGCACUCAGGUUUGGUGCCAGCCACCCAAAAA